Messenger RNA from Penicillium bovifimosum, 1332 nucleotides. RefSeq names its product TBC domain-containing protein. Gene Ontology annotation, cellular component: mitotic spindle pole body. The record is from RefSeq and is a predicted model, not a curated record. The transcript has 3 exons. Gene Ontology annotation, biological process: negative regulation of septation initiation signaling; activation of GTPase activity. NCBI's taxonomy places the organism in Eukaryota, Fungi, Ascomycota, Eurotiomycetes, Eurotiales, Aspergillaceae. Gene Ontology annotation, molecular function: GTPase activator activity. Bases 1 to 1332 code for a protein of 443 amino acids.
AUGGCCAAACCCCAGCCCUCCUGGGCCCUCGGGGCCUCGGAGCAAGACGCACCCGCGUCACCGCGAACCAUGCGAACACUUCGAAAGAUCCAAUCCCACCAAGUGCUGUCGACUUCGAGCGCACUUAUCGCACAGACCCAGAGCACCCGUCAAGUGGGCUCCAGUGGAGCUGGUUCUGAACCAGCGGCAAAUCCUGGUGCUACAACACGAACCCGCGGACAUCGUCGCGCUCGAUCGAACAGCGAUGCGGCUGCUCGAGAAGCCGCGGCAACACAACCUGCGACCCAGAGACGCCCUGCACGGAAAACAGGGUCGGGGAUUGGGGUCAAAAGAUCGCUUCUCGACGUUCUCUUGCGAGAUGGGCCACAGAGUGCGAACCUCCACGAGGGACUCCGGGAGCUGAAAUACCUCGUCUUAUCCAGCAGAGUGGACGCAGAUGGAGAUGGCAUGUCACCUUACCGUAUCUACCUCUGGUUAAUUCUUCUUGACGUUCCCGCGAUGCCCACCGAUGACUACCUUGCUCUUAUCCACCGCGGCCGUUCUCCCGCCUAUGCCAAAAUCCGCAACGACACCUUCCGCACACUAGCUACAGACCCUCUCUUCAAACGUCGCGUCACUGAGGCAAGCUUAAUCCGACUGCUCAAUGCUGUGGCGUGGAAGCUUCACGACUCAAGGCCAAAACCACGAUCUCGACCAACGUCAUCUCGGCGCCGUGAGAUGGAGCUGCUAGUGAAUACACCACCCAGCAUUAUUGAGGAGUCCACUUUCGGUGGGGAGUUGGAUAAGGUUAAUAAUGUCACUACAGCUGAUUCACCCAUGUACGUCCAGGGAAUGAACGUCUUGUGUGCGCCAUUCCUCUAUGCUGCCCGGAGCGAGGUGGAAGCCUUUGCUCUGUUUCACUACUUUGUCACCCGCGAAUGUCCAGGGUAUAUCCGUGGUGCCAUGGAUGGAGUCCACAAGGGCCUCCGUUUGGUCGACCGUUGCCUUGAGAUUGUGGAGCCCAAGCUUGCAGCAUAUUUGUUCUCGAAGGGCAUGCACGCUGAACUCUAUGCCUUCCCGUCUGUAUUGACACUGUGCGCUUGCACUCCUCCGUUGCCUGAGGUGUUGCAUCUGUGGGACUUCCUAUUUGCAUAUGGGCCACACCUAAACAUUCUGUGCAUUGUUGCCCAGUUGAUCCGUAUGCGGGACCAAAUCUUUGAGAGUCCGAGCCCGAACAAAAUCCUCCGCUCCUUCCCUCCCCUUGAUGCAAAGGAAAUCAUUGCAUUGACAGUUCUCUUGGUCCGGAAGAUUCCCGAGGACCUUUAUGCGGAGAUGAUCAACCAUGCCAAAUAG